AUGGGUAAUUGUUGUCCAAAGGGCAAUGUAAAUUCUGAGAGAAGCUCUGUUGCCAACGUUUUAGUAGAGGAAGUGGAAUAGACCAAGAUGAAAGCCACCUAACCUAUGCAAACUAGCCCAAAUUUAGCCUCAACUAGCAACGCAUUGACAGUACAAAAACCAAAAGGUUAAGUAAAUAGGGAGGACUUUAUUAAAAUCGAUAAGUUGGGAUAUGGAGCUUUUGGAGUGGUUUAUAAGGUGAGAUAGAAAAAGACGAAUAAAAUAUAUGCAAUGAAAUAAAUAGAGAAGGAGAGGAUAUUCAAAAACAAGUUACAAAACAAUACUGUUUUAGAACGAAAUGUUUUAAAGUAAAGUAAGCACCCUUUUAUUGUCCGUUUAAAAUACGCAUUUCAAACAAAUUCCCAUAUAUAUUUUAUUAUGGAAUACAUUGCAGGAGGAGAGUUCUAUAGGAUUCUGGGUCAGGUGAAGACAGGGUUGCCGGAGAAUGUUGUAAAAUUUGUGGCAGCAGAGGUAGUGUUGGCACUUGAAUACUUGAAUACAAAAUUAAAAGUGAUAUAUAGAGAUUUAAAACCAGAGAAUUUGUUACUAACAACAACUGGACAUGUGAAGUUGACUGAUUUUGGAUUGGCAACAAUGAGAAGAGAAAAUGGAGAGAAAUCAUACACUGUUGCUGGGACUGCAGAAUAUCUUGCACCAGAAAUAGUGAACAAGUCAGGACAUUCAUAUGAAGUAGAUAUCUGGACUUUGGGAAUAAUGAUUUAUGAGAUGAUCAAUGGUUUCACACCUUUUCGGGAUUCAAACAAUGACUUCAAGAUGAUUUCACAAAACAUUAUUGAAAAUCGACCUGUGUAUCCUGAAAAGAUGUCCUCACAAAGUGUAGAUUUGAUUAAACAGAUCUUGCAGACUAAUCCAUCAGAGAGAUUAGGAGUGAAGGGAGAUGGAUAUGCUGAAUUAAAACGACAUCCAUUUUUUAAUGGUAUCAUUUGGGAUCAAUUGUCAAAUUUGAAAGUGACAUCUCCUCUGAAAACAUUUGCUGAGAGAAAUACUCAGAAAAUGGAUAAAUAACCAUAGAAUUUUCAAAAUACCCCUUGUAAUCCAUAGAGUCCAAAACUAAAAAUUGAUGGAAUAACUUUUGAAGGAGAAGGUGGUACCUUAUCUUCAUAUUUUUGA
Messenger RNA from Paramecium tetraurelia, 1170 nucleotides. RefSeq lists its product as uncharacterized. Gene Ontology annotation, biological process: protein phosphorylation. Gene Ontology annotation, molecular function: protein serine/threonine kinase activity; ATP binding. NCBI's taxonomy places the organism in Eukaryota, Ciliophora, Oligohymenophorea, Peniculida, Parameciidae. The record is from RefSeq and is a predicted model, not a curated record. The transcript has 4 exons.